Messenger RNA from Photinus pyralis (common eastern firefly), 1452 nucleotides. It is a transcript of the gene Parp16, whose product is annotated as protein mono-ADP-ribosyltransferase PARP16. The transcript is spliced from 6 exons. NCBI's taxonomy places the organism in Eukaryota, Metazoa, Arthropoda, Insecta, Coleoptera, Lampyridae. Gene Ontology annotation, cellular component: endoplasmic reticulum tubular network; membrane; nuclear envelope. The coding region runs from base 165 to 1160 and encodes 331 amino acids. Gene Ontology annotation, biological process: endoplasmic reticulum unfolded protein response. Gene Ontology annotation, molecular function: kinase binding; protein serine/threonine kinase activator activity; NAD+ poly-ADP-ribosyltransferase activity. The record is from RefSeq and is a predicted model, not a curated record.
AUCUGGAUGUAAACGUUCCACGUUUAUUAGAUCAAUUAUAAUUUAUAAACAAUGCUGUAGAUGAGCAGAAUUCAAAAAUCACACGCCUGAUGUUAUAUAUAUAUAAUAAAAUGUCACAAAUAAGAAUACUCCACGUUUAAUUUGUUUAUACUGGGUGACAUGACAUGAAUGAUGAAAAUAUUGAAAUGGAAACAAGAAAUAUGAACGAUAAAUGUGAUACCAACUCGCAUACAGAAGGUGUAUCGAGUGUGUUGCGUGACAAUAUUUACGGAUGUGAUUUAAUGCUGUGCCUGUUCUUAACGGCACUUCAAUCAUAUCGAGUUGAUACCUGCUUGAGACCAUUUCCGUCCAGGUACAUUCAUGAUUCGCACAAAGAUGUGGAUUCUUUGAGAAACCUAUGUGAUAAAAUACCUUCUUUAGAAACGAUUUCAAAAUAUCCACGGAUGUGUUCAGUAGAAAUUUUGGAGCUCUUAAAAUGGUUGCUGUGCCAAAAAGAUCACCUAAGUCUGCGUAAAGUUAAUUUUAACAAGGUAAAGGUUCCUACGACUAUAAAGAAAUGUUAUCAACCCUAUUAUACUUACGAAGUGAUAUAUCCAUCGAAAACUGAAGAGGCUUGGCAAAAAAGGAGGAACGAUCGAAAUUCGUUCUUAGCCUACCAUGGUAGUCAAUUAGAUAAUUUUUAUUCGAUACUAAAAGUUGGACUGCAACAUAAUCUCAGUGGAGAUAAGGCGUUGCUGUUUGGCAAAGGAAUAUACGUAACUAGUGAAAUAACUAUCAGCAUGUCUUACGCUCCUUUUGGCCUGUCCUGGAAAAAUAGCAUGUUGGGUAACAAAAUUAGUAUUAUUGCAGUUUGCGAAGUCAUUAACAACCCCGAAAAGGUGAAAUGUAAAGAGAAAUAUACACAGCGAACAAUCCAUGGUGAUAUCCCAGACAAAUACUUUGUAGUAACUGAUAGUGAUAUGAUAAGAUUGAAAUACUUAUUUGUGUAUAAAGAAAGUACAGUUGCUGUAAUUGAAUCCUGGCUAGUAAGGAACCUAAUGCUUGUCCUUAUUUGUUUGUAUGUCUUCAUUCUGUUUUGUAUCGGAUUUUUCCAGGGGCCGACAUGGCGAAAAGUACAAAGAUAUUUGUAUAACGAACUGCUUUCAGAUGUGUUAACCUGAGCCUGCAAUUUUCUAUUUCAACUGCCACCAAACUUUUUAUUAAUAGCUUUAUUGGAUGUGACUAUCAUUUUUUGUACAUCAAGUCAUUAUCAAAGAUGUUCGCAAGGCCAAUUGCACCACUUACACUUAAAAAGUCGUGUAACCAAUCAAUGUCAUCUAAAACUAAAACUGUGAUGAAAGAUUUGGUUGUUUAUAAAUCAUUGAAAUAAAAUCACAUAGUUUCCUAUUUGUACAAGAUGUUAAAUAUUAAGUUUUGUAUAACAAUAAUGUAAAUAUAUUUCUUUGUACUUAA